Molecule: messenger RNA, 2127 nt
Organism: Ochlerotatus camptorhynchus
Lineage: Eukaryota; Metazoa; Arthropoda; Insecta; Diptera; Culicidae
Gene: Taf5
Product: TATA-box binding protein associated factor 5
Exons: 4
Coding region: 45-2000 (651 amino acids)
Biological process (GO): transcription initiation at RNA polymerase II promoter
Cellular component (GO): transcription factor TFIID complex
Molecular function (GO): RNA polymerase II general transcription initiation factor activity; protein binding
Source: RefSeq, a predicted model, not a curated record
CCGGUAAAAAAGUGAAUUGAUUCGGUGAGCAGACCGUUCCCGAGAUGGCUCAAAACAAAACGGAUCUGAUGGCCGUUUUGGCCGUACUGAAAAAGUACAAUUUGAAGGGAACGGAGGAUUUGCUGAAAAAGGAAGCCAGUUUGUCGGACGUUCCGGAAAAUGCGGCUGGCGAGGCGGACGUGAACAGUGUGCUGGCGGCAUAUAAGAGUGAGGGUGAUCCGGAUAUUUACGAGAACUCGUAUACGGAGUUGCGGAGGUUCGUGGAGGAUUCGUUGGAUAUCUAUCGGCAUGAGCUGGCACUGAUUCUGUAUCCGGUGCUGGUUCAUAUGUACAUUGAGUUGGUGUACAACAAUCACGAGCAGCAGGCAAAGAAGGUAAUUUCGAAGUUCGGUCCGGACCAAGAGUACUACUACCAGGAUGAGAUAACCAAGCUAGCGAUGGUGACGAAACGGGAUCAGAUGAGCGGAAACGAUCUGACGGAUACGUUCAAGUCGAAUGCUUUUACCAUAAGGAUUUCGAGAGAUACGCUGUCUUUGUUGAAACGGCAUCUUCACGAGAAGAAAGCAUCCGUUAUAUUGAACAUUGUAAAUGAGCAUCUGUUCUUUGACUUGUACGAAGGAGUUGCCCGGAACAAGGCCCAGUGCGAUGCGACUUCCGGUGCGAUGAUCGGAGAAGCGAAGCGACUCGAUAACAAAGUUAAGGUUUAUUACGGUUUGCUGAAGGAACCGGAUGUUCAAACGUUGGUACAAGCUCCUCCAGAGGAGGAUGACGAUAUGGAUCCGGAUGCACCGGAUAAGCCGAAAAAGAAGAAGCCCAAGAAGGAUCCACUAUUUUCUAAAAAGUCGAAAUCGGAUCCCAACGCACCACCGUUGGAUAGAAUUCCUUUGCCAAAGCUGAAAGAUGUGGACAAGAUGGAGAAAAUUAAGGCACUAAGGGAAGCUUCCAAGCGGGUUAACCUGGGGCCGGAUUGUUUGCCAUCCGUUUGUAUGUACACGCUGUUGAAUGCAAAUUACACUGUAACUUGCGCGGAAAUCUGCGAAGAUUCCAGCUUGAUUGCCAUUGGCUUCUCUGAUUCGUCCAUCAAAGUAUGGUCCCUGUCACCGAUUAAACUGCGGGAGAUGAAGGCAGCCGAUCUGUUGAAGGAAAUUGACCGGGAUGCCGACGACGUGCUGAUUCGUAUGCUUGACGAUCGCAAAGCCGAAACCAGCCGAAUGCUGUACGGUCACAGUGGACCCGUUUAUCGCACUGCCUUCUCGCCCGAUAGAACCAUGCUGCUGUCCUGCUCGGAGGAUUGCACUAUCCGUCUUUGGUCGCUACACACCUGGACUUGUGUGGUGGUGUACAAGGGCCAUCAGUUCCCCGUGUGGGAUGUUCGCUUCUCGCCAUACGGUCAUUAUUUCCUCAGUUGCUCGCAUGACAAAACCGCUCGGCUGUGGUCCACGGAUUCCCAUCAGCCUCUUCGAAUCUUUGCGGGUCACCUUUCCGACGUUGAUGUAUGCAUCUUCCACCCCAACUCAAACUAUGUUGCAACCGGAUCGAGCGAUCGUACCGUUCGCCUGUGGGACAUUAGCGUUGGAAAUCAUGUGAGACUGAUGACGGGUCAUAAGGCUCCGAUCCACUCGCUGGCAUUCUCCAUUUGCGGACGCUAUUUGGCGUCCGGUUCGGCAGAUUGUCGAGUCCUCGUGUGGGAUCUGGCACAUGGUCAUCUAAUUGCGGCCCUUUGUGGACAUUCCGCUUCGGUCCAUUCACUUUGCUUCAGCCGUGACGGAACGGUGUUGGCUACGGGUGGACUGGACUGUUGCCUCAAGUUGUGGGACUUUUCCAAACUGUGCGAGGACAUCAGCGGGGAGAAUGUCAACGUUUCGCACAAUCCGGACGUCCGCGAUGGGGAACCGUACCUGUUGAGAUCCUUCCCCACCAAGCAGUCGCCGUUUCUGACGUUACACUUUACCCGGAGAAACUUGCUGCUGGGCGUCGGAAUGUUCGAGGGAUCGGCUUAAGGUAGAUGCGGAGUUUAUUUUUUAGGUCUAGUUUUUCGUAUAAGCAAGAUGUAGCCGUAAGAUCGUCGAUAUAUGUAUAUCAGUGUCGCAAAUUUUUACAAUCAAUAGAAUUUUAUCAAAUUGAAAA